This is a messenger RNA of Cuscuta europaea, 1419 nucleotides long. The record is from the annotation of a GenBank genome assembly. NCBI's taxonomy places the organism in Eukaryota, Viridiplantae, Streptophyta, Magnoliopsida, Solanales, Convolvulaceae.
CUGCAAUAAUCAGGUUUUGAAAAACCAUUGGAAUUCUCAACUACUAGUAAUUGUUAAACGAUACCAAAGUUUCAGAACUAAAUUUGUAGGGUUCCUAGUGAAAGAAACCCUUCCAAAAAUUCUCCAAAGCUUAGGAUGAACCUAAGCCAAAGAGGGGGUUUGGAAAUAGUUUUCAACCAGCAAUAGACGCGCCUCGGUUAUUACCUCACUAGCUGCGUCAUUGCCCCAAGCGCAAAGAUGAGAUUCCCACAAUGCUGCCUUUCGUUUUUAUAACAAAUCAUUCCCCUCCCUCUUCUCUAUUUAGCCGGUGUGGGAAAGUUAACCGAAUCUUAGAUUAAAAAAGGACCUCCGUUCCAUAUGCCUAUACGAAUCUGCGGCAUCAACCGUCAACGUUUGGCUCAAAUCGAAGGUCUGUUUCUCCGCUGUCUCGUUAAAUUUAUAUCUACAUUAGUGAAGUGUGUUGUAGAGAAGAGUUGCUAGGCUGAUAGUAUUAUGGAAGGAGUUAAGGGAGACGAUGAUGAUGGCAGCACACUGGCCCCACUGGUGAAGUGGAGAAGAGAAUUCUCUAGAAUGUUCAGGCACUACCUGGAUAGGUCUGUUCCUUAUACGUAUAGGAGAUGGCUUGGUACAGUAGCGGCUGCCUCAGUAUAUGUAUUACGGGUUUACUAUGUCCGUGGUUUCCAUAUCAUAUCCUAUGGUGUUGGAACCUAUCUUUUGAAUCUACUGAUUGGAUUCCUAUCCCCCAAAUAUGAUCCUGAACUUGAAGCUCUUGAUGGGCAUGCUAGAGAUUCUGAUGAAUAUAUACCAUUUGUUCGCCGUCUCCCUGAAUUCCUGUUGUGGUAUGCAGCCACAAAGGCUUUUGUUGUAGCUUUUUUUAUGACCUUCUGUUCGCUUUUUGAUGUCCCGGUUUUCUGGCCAAUACUGCUUUGUUAUUGGAUUGUGCUUUUUGUUCUUACCAUGAAGCGUCAGAUAACACACAUGAUUAAGUACAAGUAUGUGCCUUUUGACCAUGGAAAACUGAAAUACAGUCGGAAGAGAUCGGCUGCAAGUAGUGGGGGCUCAUCAAGGGGUUAAAGUUGUGUGGGUUCGCGAUAGCAUGCUGUGGGUGAGGUUUGGAGAAUCACAUCUUUUUGUUUCUGAAGCAUUUUUGUGUAUUUGUGUUUCUUGAGUCUGCUGAAGAAAAACUAUAGUUUGCUUUGACAUAAAAUCAGGGCUGUACAGAAAGAUUAGUAGCAUUUGGAAUAGGCUAAUGUUCUUUCAUGCCCCCCCCCCCCCCCCGGCAAGAACCCCUCUGGGCGCGGAGUAUAUGUAGUCCAUCUGUAUCCUAAUAACUCGUUUAUUUAACAAUUGCUGUUGUGCAGUUUUUGUUUUAAAUACUCCAACUAAUUUGCAAGUGGUGAAUGAAAUUAAGGAUGUUUU